This is a messenger RNA of Caenorhabditis remanei, 336 nucleotides long. RefSeq lists its product as uncharacterized. The record is from RefSeq and is a predicted model, not a curated record. The transcript has 3 exons. NCBI's taxonomy places the organism in Eukaryota, Metazoa, Nematoda, Chromadorea, Rhabditida, Rhabditidae. The coding region runs from base 1 to 336 and encodes 111 amino acids.
AUGCUCACAAUAACAGACUGCGACGUCGAUGACGUGGCAGAUGCUGCAGAUUUGAUUAAUAUUUUCGGAGACAAAUACUCACCUCUCCUCCAGCGGAAUAAGCCAAAAUCGGAUCUUCCACUGGUCUCGGCGCGUGCUGAAGAUCCCAAAUCAAAGCUUGCGAAUCGUCUCCGGCAGUGCAAAUGUGAUCGAACAGAGCCAGAAAAUAGUGCUCUUGUUUGUUCCAAGAGAGUCGUUGAAGUUUCUCUUUUCCUGGAUCUUCAUAGACAAUCGUUGAGUGAUUCAGAUGACGAAGAUCGAACAUUCGGGCACUUCCAUCGGCUCCUAAAAGCAUGA